UUACCGAACCUCCAGACCUAGUUGACUCAAAACAGAGUCGGGUCGGGUUGGUGAUCAGCAAAACCCUAAUCGCCGCCGAUAUCUUCCUUUCCUUCUCCAUAAACCCUUCUUUUCUAAACCUUCUCAAGCUCCGCUCUCAGAGAUGGCGAAAUGUGGUAAAAAGAGCAAGAGUAAGAGAGUGACCUUGAAGCAGAAGAACAAGGUUCUAAGGAAGGUCAAGUUGCACCACAAGAAGAAGGCAAAGGAGGCUAAUAAGCUCGGGUUUAACCGUAAGCCGAGAGCAGAGAAGGACCCAGGUAUCCCCAACGACUAUCCUUUCAAGGAACAAGAGCUUAAGGCCUUCGAAGAUCGACGUGCCAGUGCCAUCGAGGAGAUUGAACUGAAGAAAGAGGCACACAGAGAAAAGACCAAAAAGAGGAAACUUGGUUUGGCUGCUGUGGAUGAAGAUGAGGAUACCAAGACCGGAGAUGAUUCAAGUAGACUUGUCAAUGUUCGAGAUAACUCGGAGAGAGCUUUCUACAAGGAGCUUGUUAAAGUCAUUGACUUAUCCGAUGUCAUUCUGGAGGUUCUUGAUGCCCGUGAUCCCCUUGGCACGCGUUGUACCGACAUGGAGAGGAUGGUGAUGCAAGCUGGUCCAAAUAAGCACCUCGUGUUGCUUCUCAACAAGAUUGAUCUUGUUCCCCGAGAGGCUGCUGAGAAAUGGCUCAAGUACCUUAGGGAAGAGUUUCCAGCUGUUGCCUUCAAAUGUAGCACACAGGAACAGAGAUCAAACUUGGGUUGGAAAUCAUCGAAAUCAUCGAAAGCAUCGAAAGAAUCGAAACCAAGCAAUAUUUUGCAGACGAGUGAUUGUCUUGGAGCAGACACUCUUAUCAAGUUACUGAAAAACUACUCAAGAAGUCAUGAGUUGAAAAAAUCUAUUACAGUUGGUAUUAUCGGAUUGCCUAAUGUAGGGAAGAGUAGUCUUAUCAACAGUUUGAAGAGAGCUCAUGUUGUCAAUGUCGGUGCCACUCCUGGACUGACUAGGUCUCUGCAAGAAGUUCACUUGGAUAAAAACGUGAAGUUGUUGGAUUGUCCUGGAGUUGUUAUGCUCAAAUCUUCAGGAAAUGAUGCGUCUAUAGCUCUCCGGAACUGUAAAAGAAUCGAGAAGUUGGAAGAUCCAGUUAGUCCAGUUAAGGAGAUUCUCAAGCUUUGUUCACCACAGCUGCUGGUGACUCUGUACAAGAUCACGAGCUUCGAGGCAGUUGAUGAUUUUCUUUAUAAAGUAGCCACCGUUAGGGGUAAGCUUAAGAAGGGUGGUCUUGUGGAUAUUGAAGCUGCUGCGAGGAUUGUGUUGCAUGACUGGAAUGAAGGUAAAAUUCCAUUCUACACAAUGCCGCCAAAGAGGGAUCAAGGCGAGCACGCAGAGUCAAAGAUUGUGACGGAGUUGGCUAAGGAGUUCAACAUUGAUGAGGUUUACAGUGGUGAAUCCUCUUUCAUUGGGAGUUUGAAGACUGUUAGCGACUUCAAUCCUGUUGAGAUUCCUUCCAAUGGUCCUCUCAACUUCGAUGAAGCUAUGAUCGAGGAUGGUUCUAAGACUCGGACCAAAGAAGAAGAGGCUGGUCUUGACAAUGAUGGUGAUGAAUCUAUGGGAGGGGAAGAGGAGGAAGAGACGGGAAACUCCAAGUCAGAGGCGAGCAGGCAGAACAGGAAGCUGUACGGGGAAGAGGAGGAAGAGACGGGAAACUCCAAGUCAGAGGCGAGCAGGCAGAACAGGAAGCUGUACGCAGCGGAAAGCAUGCUGAAUACAAAGAAGCAGAAAGCAGAGAAGAAUAAGAGGAAGAAGUUGAAGAAAGCAGGAGGCGGUGGUGAGGAUGCCAUGGACGGAGACUAUGAUUUCAAAAUAGAUUAUUCAAAGAAGAAUGAAGCUACAGCCAUGGAUGAAGGAGACGGUUUCCAAAUCGAUGCUAAAAUACCAAUGGCUGCACUUCUUGAUUUGCCUCAAGAUGAGUGAUUUUAAAACAAGAAAAUGUUUUUGUUCUUUGCCUUUAUUUAUGUGCUACUACUCCCUUUCCAUAUAUACCAUAUGUUAUACUUCAUCAAAGCGAUUUUGAUUCUA
Raphanus sativus (radish) is the source of this 2095-nucleotide messenger RNA. RefSeq names its product guanine nucleotide-binding protein-like NSN1. Bases 143 to 1990 code for a protein of 615 amino acids. Gene Ontology annotation, molecular function: GTP binding. Lineage: Eukaryota; Viridiplantae; Streptophyta; Magnoliopsida; Brassicales; Brassicaceae. The record is from RefSeq and is a predicted model, not a curated record. The transcript is spliced from 9 exons. Gene Ontology annotation, cellular component: nucleolus.